CGAUAAGCUCAUUUCAGAGGUUCCUAGUCCCGCAGACGCGUUCGCAGCGGUGCUAUGGCGGCAGGAAUGCCCGGGUGUGUAUUGUGGCACGACGAGAGACGUUCUACGCUCCCAAAGCAACGUUUAGACUAACAAGCAGCUCGAGCAAUAACCCACCCUAGCUUACACUAGUACUUGUAAGGGGAUCUGUCCGUAAGGUCGCGAGGGGCAGCAUCAAAGUUUUGGACGUGGGGGCUUUUUGGGCAACAGAAGCAAGAUAAGGGUCGAAGGUAUUGAUCCGCAUUUGUAAAGCUCGCUCCCGAAGCUCUUUCAAAAGCACCCAACAUACGACUUAUAUGCUGAGAGUCGUCCCAUCCCUCUUUUCAUCUUCCUUCUCUCCACCACGCACCCCGCUCCCUGUGAACAUGUCGGCCAUCACCCAAGUACCGCCAGCACCUACGCCUGCAGCCGGCGCGUCGAACCGGAAGAGAUCCGCAACCGUAGCGACCUCAUCGUCAACAGAGACAGAGGCAGCAAUAAGGACCGGCGACGAGGAGGCAAAGGUGAAGAGAAGGCGACGUCGAGUCGCCAAGUCCUGCUUCAAUUGCAGGCAAAGGAAGGUCAAGUGUGAUCGUGUCAUCCCAUGCCUGCAGUGCUGCCUUCGAGGAGAGCAAGGUUCGUGCACCGUUUCCACGUCUUUCCCCACCUCGUCUUCGAUCUCGACGUCAUCGCAAUCAGCCGCUGCUACCUUGUCGAGGUCCUCGUACAACAAUCUUUCUUUGAAGUCCUCGACGCAACGACUCGAGAAUGCUGCUCUUUCGGACGGUGAUCUCUCCAUUCCUCUAGAACGCAGUGACAAUGAUGUCUCAGACGCGUUCUGGACCCGAAGACAGGAUGGAGUGGACGAGGCGAAGGAUGAGGCAAGGUCUCUUUCAUACGCGGCCGUGGACAGGGCGUCGGCGUCCUCCUCCAGCAUGCCACCUCCUCCCCGGCCCCCGCCGCAAUCUGUGCAAACGACGUUGCCAAGUGGCGAACAAGCGUGGGCGGUUAACAUCGAAGCGAAGCUUGACAGGCUCGAGGCUCGCCUUGACCGGUUGCUGGAUUCUGUUGAAUCAUUGGAGCAGUAUCUCGUCAAGCCUCGUACUCAAUGGCCACCACCAUCUUCCAUGCAGUAUCCGUUCGCCGCCGCCGUCGACACGGCCUUUGAUUCGUCGCUGAAACCGUCUCAAUCGAUCGCGUCAAAUCAGACAUCGACAGAAUCGCCGGGAGACACGGCGCCGCUCCGGCGCUCCUCUUCUUCGACGUCGCCUCCCACUGUGCCUUCAGUCUCCGGUUCUUCAACCCUCGCCGUGUCGGCCCCAUUGAAAGUAAAUAUGCAGAAUUACACGGCCUCCAACCAUACAUCGCUACUUUUGGCGAGUGCAGGCCUUCUCAUCGACACCUCAGUCUCCCCCACCGUCCCUCAUCUUCCUGUUUCCUCCACGUUGACGACGGGCAUGGAAAAUUGGACCGAUUUACUAGGUUCUUCGAUGGCGCCCGGCAUACAUCCUUGGACGUCGGUCACCACUAGGUAGCGUGCCCUCUCAUCUUGCCUCUUUUCGGCAUUCCGCAUAUUUACACAGUUGUUGAGUUAUGUUUCCGCGGUAGUGAAGUCCAUAUCGUCGAUUUUGAAG
Acaromyces ingoldii is the source of this 1652-nucleotide messenger RNA. RefSeq lists its product as hypothetical. Lineage: Eukaryota; Fungi; Basidiomycota; Exobasidiomycetes; Exobasidiales; Cryptobasidiaceae. The coding region runs from base 336 to 1553 and encodes 405 amino acids. The record is from RefSeq and is a predicted model, not a curated record. Gene Ontology annotation, biological process: regulation of transcription by RNA polymerase II. Gene Ontology annotation, molecular function: zinc ion binding; DNA-binding transcription activator activity, RNA polymerase II-specific; RNA polymerase II cis-regulatory region sequence-specific DNA binding. Gene Ontology annotation, cellular component: nucleus. The transcript has a single exon.